AGGCGCCGGAAGCGGAGCGCGGAGACCGCGGCGCGCGGGACGCACGGGGCGCGGCGGCGGCGGCGGCGGCGGCAUGGGGCUGCUGAGCGCGGCGGCGCGCUGCGUGGUGCGCGGCGCCGACCGGAUGAGCCAGUGGACCAGCAAGCGCGGCCCGCGCACCUUCUACAAGAGCCGCGGCGCGAAGGGCACCGGCGUCCGGUCCCGCGAGGGCAAGUUCGUGCUGGUCAAGGAGAAGGUGCCCGAGCUGGUGGUGCCCGACUUGGCCGGCUUCAAGCUCAAGCCCUACGUGAGCUACCGCGCCCCGGCCGGCGACGACGUGCCGCUGACGGCCGCGCGGCUCUUCCAGGAGGCGGUGGCGCCCGCCGUGGAGAGGGACUUCCGGGCUGGCACUUUCGACCCCGAGCGCCUGGAGAAGUACGGCUUCGAGCCCACGCAGGAGGGCAAGCUCUUCCAGCUGUACCCCAAGAACUUCCCGCGCUAGCGGCCGGCCGGAGGGACGAGAAAGCCCCUCCCGGGCCCUCCUCCCCGGCGCCAGCGCGCUCUUGCCUCGAGUCCGCCAGGCGCAACAGCUGCUGUUUCUCCGAGCCUCCGUGCUCGGGACUGAAGGGGUUACCGGGAGCAUCCCCCGCGCGGGUGUCUUAACACUUAGGACGGGCCAGACCGGAGGCCCGGGUCCCUGAGCCCGAGGACGACAGCGAAGGAACUGAAGCUGCGCCGUCGGCAGGAGACCUCCUGACUGACAUCUACGCGCCCAGACUACCUGCCGCAAGGCCCGCCCCUUUUCGAUCCAAUAAAAACGGCCCGACCCUCCGGGCUGGUGCUUUCCUCCGCGCCGAGCCCGUUCCCUCUCUUGGGAACAGAGAAAUAAAA
This is a messenger RNA of Pteronotus mesoamericanus, 870 nucleotides long. It is a transcript of the gene MRPL41, whose product is annotated as mitochondrial ribosomal protein L41. The coding region runs from base 74 to 481 and encodes 135 amino acids. Gene Ontology annotation, cellular component: mitochondrial large ribosomal subunit. The transcript has a single exon. Gene Ontology annotation, molecular function: structural constituent of ribosome. The record is from RefSeq and is a predicted model, not a curated record. Gene Ontology annotation, biological process: translation. NCBI's taxonomy places the organism in Eukaryota, Metazoa, Chordata, Mammalia, Chiroptera, Mormoopidae.